AUGUGCAAAGAGUUUGAAGAAAUCAUGAAGAGCAAAUUUGAAAUGAGUGCAAUGGGUGAAAUGAAAUUCUUUCUAGGACUGCAAGUUGAGCAGAAAAAGGAAGGAAUUUUUAUUCAUCAAACCAAAUAUGUCUAUGACAUUCUAAAGAAAUUUGGUAUGGAUGACUCUUCACCUAUAGGGACUCUAAUACAAGUUAAUCACUUGUUGGAAGCUUCAAAUAGGUUGGAUCAAGAUGUUGAUCCCACAUUAUAUAGGUCAAUGAUAGGAUCACUUAUGUAUCUUACAUCAUCAAGACCCGAUAUUAUGGGAGGGGAGUUCAACCUGUAUGCAUAUACAGACUCUGAUUAUGGUGGUUGUAAUUUCGAUAGAAAAUCUACUUCGGGAGGAUGUCAAUUUUUGGGAGACAGAUUGGUAUCAUGGCAGUGCAAAAAGCAAACAUCUGUUGCAAAUUGA
Erigeron canadensis is the source of this 453-nucleotide messenger RNA. RefSeq lists its product as uncharacterized. The coding region runs from base 1 to 453 and encodes 150 amino acids. NCBI's taxonomy places the organism in Eukaryota, Viridiplantae, Streptophyta, Magnoliopsida, Asterales, Asteraceae. The transcript has 2 exons. The record is from RefSeq and is a predicted model, not a curated record.